AUGGCGGAUUCAAAGCGAACAUCUGAACCCAUUAACUUCGUGCAUCAGGACGAAAUCUGUGUGUGUGUGUGUGUGUGCAGGAAAGCACAUGUAAAAGUUGAGAAGGAUUCGGCUGAAGUCUGGCCCAAAAAGUGGGGUUUCCUGAACGAAGUCUACAAGGAGUACGAGAGGGAGAGUGUGAAGCUGAAGAAAGCUGUCAGAGUGGAGCUUCCCCACCAUCUGGUCCCACAACCUGCAAACCCUCCAGAAAAAUACAUCCCUGUUGCUCCCUCCCCUCCAGUUCCUCAGACAACGCAGGCCCUGAUUGGUUGGCGUUCGGGUCAGUCACACCUUCAACUGGAAAAGUUCGGCACGGUGCAUUAUGGGAGGCGCAGUUUUCUGAAGGAGCUGGACUGGCCUCUUGAUGCUUGUAGCUGA
Molecule: messenger RNA, 417 nt
Organism: Toxotes jaculatrix (banded archerfish)
Lineage: Eukaryota; Metazoa; Chordata; Actinopteri; Toxotidae
Exons: 4
Coding region: 1-417 (138 amino acids)
Source: RefSeq, a predicted model, not a curated record